AUGGGAAGCAUAAUUGCUGAUAACCUUCAGCACCUGAUCGCGAUAAGCAACAAGGUCGUCGCAGCAGCAGCAUGGAUUGUUCCUGGACCUGGACCCUCCAAAGAUCCGUCGGGUUCAGUUUCGAUCGGAAUGUCUAAUCGGAAAGUGCUGCCUUGGAUGCUGCCGCGGCAGAUGUUGCAGCUUCUGCUGUUGCCGCUAAUCUGUUCCCAGCUGCCGGGUGUUAUCGCCGAUCCAAGUCCCUGCCCGCCGGGUCAAUACUAUGUGAAUGGCGAAUGCGCUGCUACGAAUUCUGCGAAUAAUACGGUAGCCUGCCCGAAUGCUCCUCUGCCGCCAACAAUUGUUUCCCCGGUAACUCCCCCACCAUGCCCCAAUGCACCUCUGCCGCCCACGAUGGUUGCGCCGGCAACCCCGCCGCCUUGCCCGAACGCUCCAAUGGCGCCCAGUGUCGUGCCACCAGCUGCACCACCGCUUCAACCCGCUCCACUUUUACCACCCUACUAUCCCACGUGUAUCACCAACUGUCAGACUGCUUGUACGGGUGCUUAUCCCGGUCUUUGUCCUAGUCCUUGCUUCUCCAACUCCAGUCCCACCAACUGCCCUCCUUCCUAUCCAUCCUCCUGUCCCAAUAAUUGUCCCACAAACUGUCCUUCCAAUCCAUCAGCCUGUCCCAAUAAUUGUCCCUCCAACUGUCCUAAUACAUGUGGAAACAACAACAACAAUUGCAAUGGAAAUAACAACUGCAACAACAACUGCCAAAAUCGAACCCCACCCACUGUUGUUGACCCAACACCCCCUACUAAUCCAACCUAUCCUACCCCUUGUCCCGUUUAUCCCACUCCUCCUACCCCUAAUCCGAUCUAUCCCACUCCACCCACUAAUCCGAUCUGUCCCACCCCACCCACUAAUCCGAUCUACCCCACUCCACCCACUAAUCCGAUCUGUCCCACCCCACCCACAUAUCCCACCUACCCCAUUCCACCCACAUACCCCACUUACCCCACUCCAACCACUCCACCCACAUAUCCCACCUACCCCACUCCAACCACUUCUCCCACUCGUAAUCCUAAUCCCACUCCACCUAAUUAUCCACCUCCGGCGGACACCACCUCCUUAAGACCUUCCACCUACCCUCCACCGCCGCCAACGCCAACCACAACCGAACCACCUACCUAUGCUCCUCCUGCCAUCACCCGUUGUCCGGACGGAACAAUCCUUAUAAGGGGCAGGUGUCGACUAAUCUACUGCGGAGGCUAUGGAGUCUAUAAGGACGGUCAGUGCGUGCGACCCCGAUGCCCGGCAGGAUAUGUCUGGACAGAGAACCGAUGCUCCAAGCCCCAGCCUAAUGAACUGGGAACUAUCCACCUGACCAGCACCAUCUACCAACAGGGUGACGAUCACCCGAAGCUGGUCACCAACAAUGUGAACAACUUGAAGGUCAACGCAUCCAUCGCCAUCCAAGGACAGGCCUCCGAGGAGGAGCUGGAAGUGCUGGUGGAAGUACCGCCACCCCCGCAGCCCCCUACAGGACCCUGCUGCAACGUGGUCACACCCAGGAUUUGCUCCACUCCGGCAGAUCAAAGCGCCGCCAGAUAUAAGUGCUACAGCAGGAGCCACCAGCAAUGCGGCUCCUUUUGCAGUGCCAGUCGAGUGGUUCUAGUCCCGGCCAUGGUCACCACCUGGCAGAUGCCGAAUGCCCAGCUAAUAACCAUGCCACCCACCUGGGGGGCUCAGGGAUGUCAGUUCUCCGGAGGAUCAUGCCAACCACCUCAAAACCAUUACGAUUGCAGCGGCUGUGCAGCUGGGGACUUUGCCACCUGCUCCUCCUACUGCUACUCCUACAAGUGUCCCAGCCACAACUGUGUUUACUACGACCAGGCCCAGUUCUGCGCCCAGUAUCCUGACCAGAUCGGCUGCCGUGUCGAAGAUGGAUGGGGCCUGUAGUCUAAAAACUCAAAAUAAUUCAAUCAUUGUAAUGCUACUUUGAGUUAAUAAAGUUUCCACUAUUCUA
Molecule: messenger RNA, 2008 nt
Organism: Drosophila ananassae
Lineage: Eukaryota; Metazoa; Arthropoda; Insecta; Diptera; Drosophilidae
Product: ras-associated and pleckstrin homology domains-containing protein 1-like
Exons: 3
Coding region: 1-1941 (646 amino acids)
Source: RefSeq, a predicted model, not a curated record